GUAAACACAUCAUUGAAUGUUGCGAUUUACUAAGAAAAAUUAAGUUAUAUGUACUGAUGAUUCAAUUUACUAAAAUUGGUUGAUUUAAAGAUUGAGAGAGAUUAUAGAGAUUGCUAAAGAUGGGGAAGGUGAAGUUAGAACCUCAACCAUCCAAUAACACAAUGAACCAUUUUAGUCAUCCUGAACACCCUUUAGAGCUAAUUACUCAUCAAAACUUUUCCUCAUCACAGCUAUGUUCAGGGUGCAAAAUUCAAGCCAUUGGAUCAGUCUACAGUUGCAAAUCUUGCAAUUUUUUCCUCCACAUUGAAUGUUCCCAAAUGCCACAACAAAUCAAUCAUCCAUUUGACAAAGAACACACUUUCACUCUCCUCCCAAAGCCAAUUUACCCUGAAGGAAAUUUUCGGUGUGAUGCGUGUGGGGAAACAGGGGAUGGUUUUUCUUAUCACUGCAAAUCUUGUGGCACUGACCUUCACAUACUCUGUGCAGUUCUCCCACAAUGUGUCACUCAUUGGUCUCAUCAUCACCAGCUUGAAAUUCAAUUUUCAUCUCCUUACACCGGUAAUUCAUUCCGUUGUGAUAUUUGCAAGAAUAUUGGAGCCAAUCAAUGGCUCUAUAGAUGUCAUUCUUGUGGUUUUGAUGCUCAUUUGAAUUGUACAAAGUUGCAAAGUCCACCAUAUCAAAAUCAUUUCCAGCCGAUACCAACAAGUAGUACUAAUUCUAGAUCUGCUCCUCAGCAUCAUUCUGCAGGGGUAGAUCAUAUGAAUCAGGGGAUGAAUAACGAAAUAUCGUCCCUGGAAACUCUGCGAAAGCAAAGAGAAGAUGAGGAUAAAUUGAUGUCGGAAAUGAUCAUGGGCGCCGUUUCUCAUGAGAAUCAACGAUUAAACCAACUCAUUGAUGUAGGCUUAGGUCGUACCAAUCAAGGGAUUAACAACGGAACUGCUGCUGCACCGCAAUUUGGGGCAAGUCAGAACUACGAAAUGUCGCUCCCUGAAAUUCUGCGAAAGCAAAGAGAAGAUGAGGAUAAAAUGAUGGCAGAAAUGAUCACGGGUGCUACUUAUCGGCAGAAUCAACAACUAAGCCAUCUCAUAGCUGCUAGUUCUAGGCAUAACCAAGCAAUAAACCAGCAAUUCAACCAAACACUUAUGAAUUAUGGCUCUGCUGCUGCGGGACAAGGAGGAGGAAUCCCAAAUUUAUACCAAAAUUCUAUGGGUGCUGGUGGAUUUAAUAGUGCUUUCGGUUUGAGUGCAUUAUUUGGAAACCUUAAAUUCUGAAAGUUAUUUCAGAAUUCUCACAUGAAAAAACAGUCAAAAUAAUCUUAUUUUUUUUGGUUAAUUAUUUGCUUUGUUUGUGCAUCUACAAUGUAAUUUUAUUUUGUAAUUGGUUGUUGUUAGUUUUUAAGUUAUUGUUGAUUUGAAUAAUGGAAGAUGCACUAAAAAUUUACUUUA
Solanum dulcamara is the source of this 1445-nucleotide messenger RNA. Its product is annotated as protein VACUOLELESS GAMETOPHYTES. The coding region runs from base 120 to 1271 and encodes 383 amino acids. The record is from RefSeq and is a predicted model, not a curated record. NCBI's taxonomy places the organism in Eukaryota, Viridiplantae, Streptophyta, Magnoliopsida, Solanales, Solanaceae. The transcript has 2 exons.